Tilletiaria anomala UBC 951 is the source of this 216-nucleotide messenger RNA. RefSeq names its product glucose-repressible protein. The transcript has 3 exons. The coding region runs from base 1 to 216 and encodes 71 amino acids. The record is from RefSeq and is a predicted model, not a curated record. Lineage: Eukaryota; Fungi; Basidiomycota; Exobasidiomycetes; Georgefischeriales; Tilletiariaceae.
AUGGAGACUGUCAAGAACGCCGCCAACUACAUCUCGGAGAGCGUCCAGCAAGCCACCACCGGUGCAUCCAAGGAGGCCAACAAGAACAUCGCCAAAGACUCUAACGCCUCCCUCAGCACCAGGACCUCGGCAGGCAUCGACGCCGUCAAGGACAAGGCCAAGGAGGAGAAGCACAACGCCAAGGGCGAAGCGCACAAGGAGGCUGCCAAGAACUGA